UUUUUUUUUCACCAUUGCAGCAGUUGGCAGAGCUGCUCAAGAGCAAAAAGCCGUCAGAUCUGCAGGCAGCCAAUCGGCUCAUCAAGAACAUGGUCAAGGAGGAUGAAGUGAGAACACAGAAAAUGGCGAAGCAGAAAAGCACACUGGAGGCGGCCAAUAACAGUGUCAACCUCCUUAAUGAGAUGCUGGCUUACUUCAGCCUUGAAGACUCCACGGAUGCUGACAGAGAGCUCAUCGGGGAGUUGUGCUCCGACUGUGACAAGCUGAGACAAACAGUGUGUCAGCUCGCUACAGAGACUGAUGAUAACGACGCCAACUUGGGUGACAUCUUGCAGGCCAACGAUGACCUCACCAGUAUAAUUAAUUCUUGCAAGGAAAUUGUGGAAAGCCAAUCCAUAAAUGGAGUGACUAAAACACCAUCAGCAGUCAAACGAGGUACAG
Messenger RNA from Hippocampus comes (tiger tail seahorse), 441 nucleotides. RefSeq names its product ADP-ribosylation factor-binding protein GGA3-like. Gene Ontology annotation, biological process: protein localization to cell surface; intracellular protein transport; Golgi to plasma membrane transport. Gene Ontology annotation, molecular function: small GTPase binding; ubiquitin binding; phosphatidylinositol binding. Lineage: Eukaryota; Metazoa; Chordata; Actinopteri; Syngnathiformes; Syngnathidae. The transcript is spliced from 4 exons. The record is from RefSeq and is a predicted model, not a curated record. The annotation marks the transcript as partial. Gene Ontology annotation, cellular component: trans-Golgi network.